This is a messenger RNA of [Candida] anglica, 4177 nucleotides long. The record is from the annotation of a GenBank genome assembly. NCBI's taxonomy places the organism in Eukaryota, Fungi, Ascomycota, Pichiomycetes, Serinales, Debaryomycetaceae.
GGGGUUGAAUAGAUUUUUUACUUUGAACUAACAAGUUGGACCAUUGACGUACCAACAUUAUACAUUCUACCUCUUUGGACUAUACGCUUCCCAUCAGUCAUUUGAUCUUUCUUUUCUAUUGAGAGUUUCGAUUCUUUUAUGAAUUGCUUAAUUACAUCCAUACUCUAGCCGGUUAUGAUUUCGCAAGUGAAAUUACAAACAAAUAUGGACUUCCCGAUCAAAAACGAACAGAUGGAAAAUAUCCAACGAUCAUCUUCCAGCAACAGUCCUUCCUCUGGAAGCAAGAAACAAAAAAACAUCCCUGUUGAAUUAACUGCGUUUGGAACAACUCCCUCUGGUAAGCCAAGACUAUUUGUUUGUCAAGUAUGUACCCGAGCCUUUGCUAGAUUGGAACAUCUUCGUCGACAUGAACGGUCACAUACCAAGGAGAAACCCUUCAGUUGUGGCGUUUGUCAACGGAAGUUUUCUAGAAGAGAUUUGCUUUUAAGACACGCUCAAAAACUUCAUGCGGGCUGUGCUGAUGCUAUUACCAGACUUCGCCGAAAGUCCAUGAAACGUUCAGGUUCUCAAUCCCAUGAGUUUGAUAUGGACAUGGAUGAUGAUGACUCAGUUGCUUCUCCGCCAGAUUAUAGCGGCAGUCCAACUAAGUCUUCAGGUACGCCAUCUACCUCCUACAAUAACAGUGGUGAAUCGGUUCAAUUCAACUUGAACUUGUUCAACCAGCUGCAACAAUUACAUCAACAUUUACAACAACAGCAACAGCAACAACAACAACAGCAACAACAACAACAGCAACAACAGCAACAACCGCAUACCCCGCCUCUGAAGAAAUUGGGUGGUGGUCAGAAACUAUCCCGUAAUGGUUCUUUGAAGGAAGCAUCAUCUUCAUUACAAAGGCAAGUAUUUGAUCGUAGAAAAUUAGUGGGGAGAAGUCGUGGGGUGUCGUUUUCAGCUCAAUCUGGGGCCAAUUAUGCCGUUGGAAUGCCUGAAUUUAAUGAUAUCUACCCAGGGGCUGAUAACAUAGAGUUUUCGACUCCACAAAUGCUACCAUCAAGUACCAGUGAUGACAAUUGGCUAACCAGCUUAUCAACCAUUCCUGGAAUGAGUGAUUCGACUAACAAUAAAAACAAUAACAACAAUAACAAGAACUUUAACGACAAUAUGAAGACUAUGAAUGGUAAAGUACAACAGCAACAACAACGACUUAAAAACAAUUCCAUCACCCCUCUCAGUUUAGAUGAAUUGCCACAAAAUGUAUCACAUCAUGGAUCUUUUUCUGGUCCUAUCCCUGGUCACUUGAGAUCAGAUAGUAUCAAUAGCAUUGCUUCGUUCAAUACAUUUGAUUCAAUGAGUAAUGGUGUGCAAUACAUGGUUGGAAACGACAGUCUCUCUAACACAGAGCUUCCCCAACUGGCCACGAGCAACCCUCCCAACCCCUUGAGUAGACAUGCUAUGAGUGGCUUGAUGCCUGAACAUACUUCAAGUGGUGAUUAUGGAUAUUCAUUCUAUGAUAUCCCUGAAUCAAUGCUUGGUGGAGCCAAAUUUGAGAACUUCCGACUUCCUAUGGGAUUGAGCACAAUUCAACAAGAAAGUGAAGCGCCAACUCCCCAAGAAUCUGGUAGUGCUGAUGGCAAUAAUGUGAAUAUAAGUGGUACUUCAGGAGGCAAAAUGAGAUACCAUAGCAACCCUAAUUUUGAUUUGAAUUUUUUGAAUGAUAUUGGAGAAUUAACUCAUGAAUAUGAUGUAAACUCAAAGUUUAUGCCAAAUGGAUACUCAUUUUAUGGUGAUAAUGCUUCCGUAUCUUCUUCUGGGAUGGAAACAAGUUCCCCACAUAACUCGACAACUCCUCAACAAUCAGAAUGUUUGAACCAAAAUCAACUCAUGAAUAUUGAACAGGGUAAAACAACGUCAAUAUCUCCUCAUGAUGCUCAAAUUAAUACUAAAAAGAGUUCUUCUGCUAGAAAUGGUGGAUCUUCUUCAUUCAGAGCAGGUAACUACAGUAAAAACAAAUUAUUCACUAAUAACAUCAGAUACCUGAUCAAUCGUGCAUUAAGUAAAUAUCCAAUUAGUGGUAUAAUGACCCCUUCAAUCCCGCUGAAUGAAAAGUUGGAAUUUUAUUUGAACAACUUUGUUAAUAUCUUUUUAGCACAUUUUCCAUUCAUUCAUUUCUCAAAAUUAAAUGAGUAUGAAAUAAUGAGUAUGACUGCAAAUGAAGAUGUGAAUAAUGAAAGUGCUCGGGUUUGUUUACCAUUGUUGGUUGCUACUAUUGGUGCCUUGCUUACAAAUAAUAAGAAUGAUUCUGAACAUCUUUAUGAAGCAUCAAGACGUACCAUACAUAUCUAUCUUGAAAGUCGUAAAAAUAAUGUUGGUGGAGAAAAUGGAGAAGAUGAAAAGGCUGGUGGUACCCCACAAUCUGUGAAUCCAUUAUGGCUCAUUCAAUCAUUGACGCUUUCUGUUAUUUAUGGAUUAUUUUCUGAUAAUGAAAAUAAUGUGUACAUUGUAAUCCGUCAAUUGAAUGCAUUGAACUCUUUGGUGAAGACUUCGAUCAAGAGUAAUCGAGUCAUUUUAUUUUCAAUUUAUGGAGAGGAUUAUGAAACAUUUUUGAAAUGUCUGUCACAACAGCAGGAUCUGUCCCUUAUGGAAAAGGAUUUGGCGACAUCAAAUAUUGGAACCUCGGCCACUUCGUCUCUCUUUUUGUAUGAUGUACAUGAAGAAUUGAAGUUUAAGAACAAUAUCAACAUACAAUCACAAAAGAGAAUUGUUUUCAUGAUUUAUCGGUUAACUAAUUUCUUACUUAUGAUGUACAAUGUACCAUUAACUUUGAGUAUUAAUGAUUUAGGGACUCUUGAUGCUCCAAAUAAAACGGAAGAAUAUUUGUGGAACUUUAAAAGCUUUCUGCAUUUCCAAGAUUUCAGACAAAGUCAUAAUGGAAAAUCAAUUGAUGAAUUACUUACUGAAGCAAGUUUGAAUAAAAUUGUAUUCCGUGAUGCAUUGUUACAAAUUACUAAGAAUUUCAAUGUGGAAAAUCCAACUGAUACUGUGUUGAAUAGUAAGAUGUAUAAUUUGUCGUUAUUUGGAUUCAUAUCUAUUGUUCAUGGAAUUUUUGAGAUCAAGCAAUAUCAGGAAAUGAGAAGUGUUAAUGUAUUUGUUAUCUUAGACAAUUUAACCAGAUAUGUUGGUAAAAAUGACCAUGGGGUUAUAUAUGAACUGCUCAAUAAGGUUCAAGAAGAUUUUGAAAAGUUGGAUUAUGCAUUACUAGCAAAUUUCACUAAAAUGUCGUCUCUUGUGAAUAUUAAAUUGGUUAAGGAACAAAGUUGGUUAAGAAACUAUGAUGAAUUAUCAAAGAAUUUCAACAAUUUAUUGAUGAAUAUGAACAAUAUUAGUGAUUAUGACUAUUUAAAAAUUGUUGAUUGUUGCAUCAUUAUUCUUAAAUUAAUUUUGUUCAAAACUGAUACAUCAAAUGGAGGUUUACAGAAGAAUCAUGAUGAAAUUUCAUUUGUUGGUACGGAAAGUUUCCAUGAUUUGGUGAAUGAGCUGUUAUUGAAUAUGGCAUCGUCUACAUUCAAUACAUCUGCGGAAUUUGAAAAAAUGAUCAAUUUAAAAGUUUAUGAUGAAUUUGAUAAUUCAAAAGCAUCAAUCCAUUCACAAAUGUUAUUCCAUAUCUUUUCAAUAUUUUCAUUAUUUUCAACGUUUAUGAUUAGAAAGAAUCAUUUUAAGAACAGUGGAAAUCAUAUUGUCAAUGAAUUUCAAAAUGGAUCUGCUACAGAAUUUGAUAAAGAAUUAAAUCAAAGAUUUGAAAUCAUGUUGAAGAUCUUGGGUAAGAUUGAACAAUUUUUGAAAGAAAAGUACGAAAAUUUGAACCUUGAGAACGAUUUUGCAAACUUGUAUCUUUACAGUAAUAACGGAUUCUCGAGCAAUAAUUAUAGUUUAGAGAAAUCAUUGUACAUUCUCAAGAUUGGAGAGUUGAUUUUGGGCUAUAUGUAUGAUACCAACAUCAAGGUGUGCAUCUUCCAGAAACUUAGUGGAAGUUUGUCACAAUUACGAAAGUUUAUGAUUGAUAAUGAAGGCCGUAUUCUCUCAUGAUAUCAGAAGAUUUGCAGCUAUCAAAAAGAUAAAAGAAAAAAAAAAGUGAAGGAACGAAACCAAAAUGUAUUUAUUGAUGACGUGGAGCCAGCUC